GCAGACUUUGGCUCCACUUCCUCGUCAUUGUUCAGGGAAGCCCCAGGCAAACCCUCCAUCCGACACCAUGGUGCACUGGUCAGCCGAAGAGAAGCAGCUCAUCACCAGCCUCUGGAGCAAGGUCAAUGUGGCCGAUUGCGGUGCUGAGGCCCUGGCCAGGCUGCUGAUCGUCUACCCCUGGACCCAGAGGUUCUUCACUUCCUUCGGGAACCUCUCCAGCCCCACCGCCAUCCUCGGCAACCCCAUGGUCCGUGCCCAUGGCAAGAAAGUGCUCACCUCCUUCGGGGAAGCCGUCAAGAACCUGGACAACAUCAAGAAAUGUUUUGCGCAGCUGAGCAAACUCCACUGCGACAAGCUGCACGUGGACCCCGAGAACUUCAGGCUUCUGGGUGACAUCCUCAUCAUCGUCCUGGCUUCCCACUUCGCCAAGGACUUCACCCCCGCCUGCCAGUCCGCCUGGCAGAAGAUGGUCCGUGUGGUGGCCCACGCGUUGGCCCACGAGUACCACUGAGCCUCCCGCAAGCACUCGUGCCCCGAGAUGCUCCCGGCUCCCUGGGAAACAUCCUCUGGUUCUGCUGGUCUCUAAUUGCCAAAUAAACACCAACUGCUUCAGCCAU
Grus americana (Whooping crane) is the source of this 617-nucleotide messenger RNA. Its product is annotated as hemoglobin subunit beta-like. Gene Ontology annotation, molecular function: organic acid binding; oxygen binding; haptoglobin binding. The record is from RefSeq and is a predicted model, not a curated record. The transcript is spliced from 3 exons. Bases 68 to 511 code for a protein of 147 amino acids. Lineage: Eukaryota; Metazoa; Chordata; Aves; Gruiformes; Gruidae. Gene Ontology annotation, biological process: hydrogen peroxide catabolic process; oxygen transport. Gene Ontology annotation, cellular component: blood microparticle; hemoglobin complex; haptoglobin-hemoglobin complex.